Lycium barbarum (goji berry) is the source of this 1505-nucleotide messenger RNA. RefSeq lists its product as uncharacterized. Lineage: Eukaryota; Viridiplantae; Streptophyta; Magnoliopsida; Solanales; Solanaceae. The transcript has 2 exons. The record is from RefSeq and is a predicted model, not a curated record. The coding region runs from base 377 to 787 and encodes 136 amino acids.
CUCAAUCUCCAAAAGACACUCCCAACCUGACACCUGCUCACCGCAUCCAAUCACCCUCGGUUCCUUCUCUUCCUUUCAACCCAAUUUCUUUUAUCUCUCUCCUCACUGUAAGUCCUAAGUACUCCACUUUACUCUAUCUAUCACUGAACACAAGGGUGAAACUCCAACAACCUUCUAUAUUCUACUCUCCUUAUGUCCUCUUGCUUCCAAAUUGAUCUUGUCUCAAACACGAUUUUUCUUCUUCUAUUGUACCAGAAAAGAACCCACUCUCUGACUAUCCAAAAACCCAAUUCUAUCAGAAUCAAACUCGCAUGAAUCAUCUCCACAAACCCCAAUCUCCACUGACCAAAGUUCCUCUAUCACACUGACAAAGCCAAUGAUUUCUAGUCCCCUUAAGACUCGCAAACAUCAAACCCCAAAGAAAUUUGUAUCCUCAAUCCCUGGUUCUACUGAAAAGCUCACCUUGGAAGAGAGUAAUCACACCGUGUCAGUCUUUAAAUACCUUCAAAAUACUGAGGAAAUAGAAGAAAAAGAUGAUGACGUCAAGGUUUCUAGCCAAACUACGGUGGCUACAGUUGUGGGUACAAAGGACCAAGGUGGUAUUGCUGAAAAAUCGACCUCGGGUGACAUGCAUAAGAAUGCCAGUGUUGGUACUGCAGAGGAGGCAAAAAAUGUUUCAACUAAAGGCAAGUCUACGGGAAAUCCGACCAACUCAGAUAGGCCUGAUCCACAGGGGGAACAAGUGGGAAUCUGGUUCUUAGGGGGAACAUCAAUUCUGGGUUUCUAAUCAUCAAAAAGGGGGAAAUUGAUAAGAUAUGCUAUUUGUCCAAACUAUCGAGGAACCAAAUAGAGACCAGGUGCUCGAUCAGGUCCAUUGCAUGUCGUACAAUCAACUCUACAGCUGUAAACAUGCGGUACUGCAUCAUUGGCAGAACCGCAGCAGUGCAGCUGCAGUUUGCUAGAGGCCAAACAAAAGGCUGAGAUGUCCCUGUCCAUUUUCACAUGAUCCUUACAUGCUCCUCAAUAUAUAAACAACAUGUUACAGUGCUAAACCUAACACUUGCAAAUCUGAAAAAAAAAAAAAAAAAGUAUUUUUCUCAAGUGCUAGCUGCUACUGCUCUCUAAGUCUUGUCAAGAACAAAUCUGCUACAAAUUCAAGGACCAGAUUUUGAAACUGAAGAUGUCUUGUGUCCUUAGGUUUGUUGAAUCUUGGUCUUUUUGUCCUUUAAUUGUAAUCCUACUGUACUUUCAAGAAGUGUUAUUGUAGGACAGAUUGUAACUUUUGUUAUUUGAUUUUUCUUGGCUAGAGUUAGUCAAGAUUUGUAGCUUUGCAAUAGAGUUAUUGUAUAGGUCUUACAAUAGAGUUAUUGUAAGGGGUGAGGGAUUAAGAGUUUAAUUCCUAUGUUGCAAGAGUUGUAAUCUGAAGUUGCUCGAUUAGUGAAGUUGAAAUCCUACUCCAGUGGAUCAUAGUUUUUAAUCCUUGGAGAAAGGAGUUUUUCACGCAA